GCAUCGCUCUCUCUCCCGCCCGCUCCCGGCCACGCUGCAGCCGGCCAUGCUGCUCCUCACCUCGUCGCGCCUGCUGCCCAGCGCGCCGUGCGCGUGCCGCUCGGCCGUCGCCGUGCCGCCGAGCAGCCGGCGCACGCUCUUCUCCUGGUUCCGCAAGCCGGCCGCGGCGUCGCCCAAGCCCGCACCGCUCCUGGCGCAGGACGACCUCUUCCACCCGCUCUCCACGUCGCCCAUCCCCGCGCUGCGGCAGCGUGCCAGCCGCAUCAAGUCGCUCGCACCCUGCCCCUACUCGCUCACACAGGGCAAGCGCCGCCUCGUCGCCUACGACUGCCCCGUCGCCGGCUGGCCCACGCACGCCGGGCAUGCCGAGUGGGAGGCCGACACGGAAAAGGCAAAGUACUGGGGCCGCCUGCGCGAGAGCAACGAGGACGAGCACGACCUGCGCAGCGGGCGCGAGAUGAGCGAGUUCCGCCUGCCGGGCCCACAGGGCUUCGAGGAGUCGCUCAACUUUUCGUCGUGGGACGUGUACUUCUACACGCGCAACCACGCCUCGAUCGAGACGGAGCGCUCGCGGCGCCACGUCUCGCGCCUGCUCACUUUUCCCAUCACCGUCGCCGGCGUGCUGCACGAGAACUCGUUCCUGACACGCCGGAGCCAGCGCCUGACGCAUGAAGGCUUGCGAAGCAUGCUUGCAUUGCGGCAGACACUGCACCCGAGAAUAGGCGACAAGCCGUCGCUCGACGUGAUCCGCCUCUUCGUCGUCGGCGCACGGGCAGAGUCGACGCUGCCGCCGUCCGUGUGGGACCAGCUGCGCUACAACUUUCCCGGCGUCGCCUUUCACAUCUACAUGAUCGGGCCCGAGGUGACGCUGCCGACGGCUGCGCCCUCGUCGCUCGGCUCGCGCACGCGCAAGGCCAACUACGGCGUGCCGGCCGCCAGCAUUGUUGUCUCGGAGGGCGUGACGAUCACGACGAUCCAGGCGCCGUACGAGGCCGUGCAUGCGCAGAUGGAGCCGUUCGACCCCUACACCGACGUCUUCUUUGCCUUCUCGCCCGGGUUCGGCUUCCCCUCGCAGCUGGCGGCGCAGGAGGCUCAGCGCGCCCGCGCUGAGGACUCCGCCGACGCCAAGCGCAUGGCGGCGGCGCGCGAGACGUACAACGCACGCAGCGGCGAGGAGCCGGAGCCCAAGGCAGCGCAGGAGCCCUUCAUGGCUGCGCCCGGCACGCCGGCGCCCGCCGGCGGCGAGGUGCCGUCGGCCGAGCCGGCGCCCGCCAUCCCCUCCGACGCCGGCUUCACGAGCAUCGUCAGUGCGCCCGUCGUGCAGGCGCAGGCCGAGUGGGCCACGGCCAUUGGGCAGAUCCUGAGCACAAAGUGCCCCCUCGUCGUCACGGGCUUCAGCCCCGCCGACGUCGAGCGCGACGUGCUGGCGUUUGAGAGCCUCGAAGGUGUGAUGGGCGAGUUUGAGUGGCUGGUGACGCCCGGCGAGAACGUCUUUGCCAGCCAACAGUGGGCCGUCGCCGACUUCGACCCGCGAGUGGCCGUCAAGGCAAACUGGGGCUGCUGGGCGAUCCGAGGCAAGUCAUAUAACGUGCAAGUGGCGAAGCGGUGGUCGCCGUAUCCGCAGGGCGAGGAGGCCGGCUGAGCGGUGG
This is a messenger RNA of Tilletiopsis washingtonensis, 1649 nucleotides long. RefSeq lists its product as hypothetical. Gene Ontology annotation, cellular component: extrinsic component of mitochondrial inner membrane. The coding region runs from base 47 to 1642 and encodes 531 amino acids. Lineage: Eukaryota; Fungi; Basidiomycota; Exobasidiomycetes; Entylomatales. The transcript is spliced from 6 exons. The record is from RefSeq and is a predicted model, not a curated record.